AUGAUUGGACAAGAACUUUGUAUCUUGCAAAAAUCACAAUCCGCAUCCAAAGGACGAAGGUGGGCGUUACGAGGAAACUUCCGAGCACCAGUGGCCCAGAACGAUCACCUCCAACCGCGCAACGGCAACGAACUUUAUCCAGCCAGCCUCAAACGCCGCUGA
Laccaria bicolor S238N-H82 is the source of this 162-nucleotide messenger RNA. RefSeq lists its product as uncharacterized. NCBI's taxonomy places the organism in Eukaryota, Fungi, Basidiomycota, Agaricomycetes, Agaricales, Hydnangiaceae. The transcript is spliced from 2 exons. The record is from RefSeq and is a predicted model, not a curated record. The coding region runs from base 1 to 162 and encodes 53 amino acids.